AGUGGAUUUAUAAAUAUGCCGAUUUACGUCCCUGGGAUCCACGGAAUGACGUUAAACAAUUCGAAUGCAAUUAUAAAGUAUUAACAAAAACCCGUCACCAAGCGCCUUUGGUUCGUACUACAAGUGUUCUUAGUGGUGAUCAAAUGCAUGUUGUAGUCACUGAUUCAAUACCAAUGCCUGUAAUCACAGCACAACGUAAAGUUAGAAAUAUGAUACAAGCAGAACAAAAUGUUUCGGACUCAAGUCAAUCGAAUGAUGAAGUGGUGUUGAAUGCAGUGACAGAUAAAUCUCUUAAAAGAUUAGCAACAUCAUUGGAUCAAGUCAAUAGAACUUUAGAAGAAAAUUCCCGACAAUUAAGAAUUAUAGAGCUUAAACUUGAACGUAUGGAAUAUGCACCGCCAUUUACGACUUGGAAAAAUCCUACUGAAACGGAUGUAGCAGUUUCGAAACUUAUGCGUGGGCUACCUAGUACAGUACCGCAGUCUUCUGUAGUAAAAGCUGUUGCAUAUGGUGUGAUCAGCGUAAUAUGUUAUGUUAUUCUAAAAUGGUUUUUUAAGUAAAAAAAAAUGUCUAUAUUGCAUGAAAUUUAAUACGCUUCCAUAUGGCUUAUGAAAAAAUAGAACCCUGCCUCAAAGAUAAAUAUGCUCUCAGGUUAUUGAUUACACGGUAUAAUUCACAUUAUAAAAUACGGUUUCAUUGCUUGAUCAUUUUCAAAAUUUAUUACUGUAAUCUAUGACGGCAAACUUUAUAUCCUUUCCACUAUAGAAAGAUUUUUAGUAUUAAAUUAAAAGAGUUUGUAAAUUUCUUUGUAAAAUUAUUUAAUCUAAAAUUAUUUGCAAUAUUUUAUAUAUAAUGCACUAAAUUUGUAGACUUGCUGACAUGUAUCAUUUAAGA
This is a messenger RNA of Teleopsis dalmanni, 894 nucleotides long. RefSeq lists its product as uncharacterized. NCBI's taxonomy places the organism in Eukaryota, Metazoa, Arthropoda, Insecta, Diptera, Diopsidae. The record is from RefSeq and is a predicted model, not a curated record. The coding region runs from base 144 to 560 and encodes 138 amino acids. The transcript is spliced from 2 exons.